This is a messenger RNA of Eruca vesicaria subsp. sativa (arugula), 2179 nucleotides long. Lineage: Eukaryota; Viridiplantae; Streptophyta; Magnoliopsida; Brassicales; Brassicaceae. The record is from the annotation of a GenBank genome assembly.
AUUAACUCAAAGCAAUCAUUACCACGUUCUUAACCAUUUCCAUAAUUCAAUUUAUUCGCCUCUCCCCCACACUUCUCGGAUUCACUUCUCGGCGAAAAGCUUCAGAUCUCAGUAUGGAGGCGGCUACGGAUUCUCCUAACAGAUUGCAUUCCCGUUUACGUCUAUGGGAGUUUCCCGAUCAGUACGUGAUCGAACCUGCGGAUGGCUCAGGCGCUCCUUGUUUGGAGAUUAGCCGCGUCGACGCUUCCAUGAAGCUCAUCGAUCAAGUGGGAGAAUGCGAUUCCUUGCGUGUUCCUAAAAUCCAUCCUAUUUCUGGUGUCGUUGGGAUGUUGAAGCUCCUCGCAGGAUCAUAUUUGGUGGUUGUGACGGAGAGUGAGCGUGUUGGUUCGUUUCUUGGCCAUCCUAUUUUCAAGAUAAAAUCUCUCAAGGUUCUUCCUUGUGAUCAUUCACUUAAGAACUCGCCUGAAGAACAGAAAAAGAUGGAGACUGAGUUCUCCAGGCUGCUAAGUGUUGCUGAAAAGACAACUGGUCUCUUUUUCUCAUAUGAAGUUAACUUAACACUGAGCACACAACGCUUGCAUGAUUUGGGUGCUGAGUCUAAGUCGCUUCCUCUGUGGAGACAGGCUGAGCCGAGGUUUCUUUGGAACAAUUACAUGCUGGAAGUUCUUAUCGAUAAUAAGCUUGAUCAGUUCUUGCUUCCAGUAGUUCAAGGGAGUUUUAAUAGUUUUGAGACGGCUAUUGGGAAAGAUAUCGUUGACAUUACUCUGAUUGCAAGAAGAUGUACUAGGAGAAACGGUACGCGUAUGUGGCGAAGAGGAGCUGAUGCCGAUGGCUACGUUGCUAAUUUUGUGGAGACUGAGCAAAUUGUACAGAUGAAUGGAUAUACGUCCUCAUUUGUUCAGGUCAGAGGAUCCAUGCCCUUUAUGUGGGAGCAGAUUGUUGAUCUGACUUACAAGCCUAAGUUUGAGAUUGUGAAACCAGAAGAAGCUACAGGGAUUGCUGAACGUCACUUCUUGGACCUAAGGAAAAAAUAUGGAUCAGUUUUGGCAGUUGAUCUUGUCAAUAAGCACGGUGGUGAGGGGCGCUUAAGUGAGAAGUUUGCUAGUGUUAUGCAGCACAUUACUGGGGAUGAAAUAAGAUACCUACACUUUGAUUUCCAUCAAAUCUGUGGGCAUAUUCAUUUUGAGCGCUUAUCAAUUCUGUACGAGCAGAUCGAGGGGUUUCUUGAACAAAACGGGUACUUUUUACUAAAUGAAAAGGGUGAUAAAAUGAAGGAGCAGCUUGGUGUUGUCCGAACAAACUGCAUAGAUUGCUUAGACCGUACAAAUGUCACCCAGAGCAUGAUCGGUCGAAAGAUGUUAGAGCUUCAACUCAGAAGGAUCGGUGUCUUUGGUGCUGAAGAAACCAUAAGCUCCCAUCCAAAUUUUGACGAACGCUAUAAAAUCUUAUGGGCUAAUCAUGGUGACGACGUCAGCAUUCAGUACUCUGGUACUCCUGCACUUAAAGGAGACUUUGUCAGGUAUGGGCAUCGGACUGCCCAAGGUGUCCUUAAAGAUGGUUGGAGUUCCCUCCGACGCUAUUACCUGAAUAACUUUGCUGAUGGAACUAAGCAGGAUGCGAUUGAUCUCCUGCAAGGGCACUACAUAGUUGCUGUGAACCGAGACAUGGCUCCUGUGCCUCAAAAGGGGGGCCUCGAGGCGGUAGCUAACUUCCCAGUGGCAUUGGCGGUGGUUCUGCUCAGUUUCUGGUUUGCAACAAUAUCUCUGAAACAAGCUGGGAGUGAUUACAAGCAUAAGCACUUGUUCUUCACGCUUCUGUGGACGGGCAUCUGUGUGGGAGUCGCAGCACUGGUUAGGGCCAAUGGCCGGAUCUUCUGCAACCGGCCACGUCUCCACAAGCCCAGAGGCUGAUUCAUCUUCUUCUCCUCUCGGGGGUGACCAUUGUGAACACUAACUAAGACAUGCCGCUCAAGUUUGAGCCAAAAGUUUUUUUUCCGUUUGUUAUUUUCUUGUAAUCAAAGUUGGAUCUUGUGACACCAUGUAGAGGCAGUUGUCUCAGGUGGUGACCUCCUUAUGAGCUUAAUACUCCCACAUCCACCAAUGACUCGAUACUAUUACAAUUACACACAUUUCUUCAUUUUCAUUAUAUGUUUACUCAUGGCAUUAGCAUAACUAUCUCA